Bombina bombina (fire-bellied toad) is the source of this 1704-nucleotide messenger RNA. It is a transcript of the gene LYSET, whose product is annotated as lysosomal enzyme trafficking factor. The record is from RefSeq and is a predicted model, not a curated record. Bases 115 to 540 code for a protein of 141 amino acids. The transcript has 2 exons. NCBI's taxonomy places the organism in Eukaryota, Metazoa, Chordata, Amphibia, Anura, Bombinatoridae.
GUGCUGGGGCUUAGGCGCAGCCUGUAAUGUACAGUAUUAUGUGCUUGAGUAAGAGUGUAGAUUAUGUACCGCUUUAAUGACGACGAGCCUAGUGCUGUACAGAAGUAACACGUGAUGUGGUGCAGUGCAAGAGGACACAGAGCAUGGAGAAUGAUGAAUUUCCGCCAGAGGAUGGGAUGGAUUGGUGUAAGCCUCUACCUCUUGCUAAGCGCGGCUGCCUUUUACUAUGUCUUUGAAAUUAAUGAUACAUACAACAGACUUGCGCUGGAGCAUGUUCAGCCUCAAGAUUCCUACAAAGGGGGCACAUGGACGCAUUCUUUAAAAGCUCGUCUGCUUUCCUUACCAUUUUGGCUGUGGGCCACAGUCUUCCUUAUCCCGUACUUUCAGGUUUUCCUGUUUCUAUAUUCGUGCACAAGAGCUGACCCGAAGACUGUUGGAUAUUGCAUCAUUCCUAUAUGUGUGGCAGUUAUUUGCAACAGACACCAGUCAUUUGUCAAGGCUUCUAAUCAGAUUAGCAGAUUGCAGUUGAUUGAUACUUAAAUCUGCAGCAUUUAUCACACAUCAGAUGCUCGGAUUGUAGCUAUCAACUAAAGAAAUGGAUCCUGGGGAAAAAAACUCUCUUAACCCUUUGGCUGCCAUACAGGGCUACACAACAAUAUAUGGUUCUCUUUUCUGGCUGCAGAAAUACUGACUAAAAACUGAGCACAGUUGAGUUCACUUUUAUUUUAUGCUUUAAAAAAAACCACAGCCAUUCUAUACAACAUUGCCACAGCCUUGGGAGCUAAAUAAUUUUCUUGAUUUAUACACGGAUUUCAUGUUUUAAUGACUUUGCUUCCAUCUCUUUAACUGUUCACUUUGCCAUAUAGUUUACGGUUAUUGUAAUAAUGUCUUAUCAGUCACGUUUUUAAUGAGGCAAGCAUCUUAAUAUUUUAUUUAGUUAAUUGUUAGAAACAGUGGUUAAUAGGAAACUUGUAACUUUAACCCUUCUGAUCUGAUCAUAUGUAGCUGCUGAUAUUUAUAAAACAAAUGACACACUUUUUAUGGUGCCAUCAGCGAACAUUUGGUUUAACUAUAUGGCACUUAAAAAUAUAUACAUAUUGAAUUUUCUCAUUAAGAGGCUACAUUUUAAGACUUUUCUUUCUUGAGUUUGUGUCCAAUAUGGUUCAAAUUUGUUCCACUGAGUGACUGCAGGAUUAUUUUCACUUUUUUUUUUUCCACAGAAGUGUCUGUUGGAUGUACGUGUUACAUGAGGAAUGUAAAUCAACUGGUAUUUUUAAUAAAUUAUUUCUUUGACCUAAAUAUAAUUACUCUGAUUUUGUAGACCUGCAAAUGAGUAUUUACUGUAAGAACCCCAUAGAAAGAAUGUAGUAUAAUUAGAACUAUGGAACAGAAAUAGUAUAUUCUUGUACAAUUGUAGUAUUCCUGUCUAGGGAUUUCUCAGCCAGCAAAUGCACGACUGCUCUAUGUGCAGGGAAUAGGGCACACAGAACUUUUCACUUGCUGUUAGUAUAUAAAUUAAAAAAAAAAAAGGCCUAGCAAUACUGUGACUGUACAUUAGGUUAAAUAUUUAAACACAUGUUUGGAUUGCAAUGUAGAAUAGUCAACAUUUUGAUUGUUAAAGGGACAUUAAAUACUUUGCAAUUGGAAUAUAACAUGUUUAACUAUGUGUAGUAAAUAAAAACAAAACUUUGCAUUAAACCUAAA